Messenger RNA from Gallus gallus (chicken), 3830 nucleotides. RefSeq names its product aryl hydrocarbon receptor nuclear translocator (gene ARNT). Gene Ontology annotation, biological process: regulation of transcription by RNA polymerase II. Gene Ontology annotation, molecular function: DNA-binding transcription factor activity, RNA polymerase II-specific; protein dimerization activity; RNA polymerase II cis-regulatory region sequence-specific DNA binding. Gene Ontology annotation, cellular component: cytoplasm; aryl hydrocarbon receptor complex; transcription regulator complex. The transcript is spliced from 24 exons. Bases 940 to 3510 code for a protein of 856 amino acids. NCBI's taxonomy places the organism in Eukaryota, Metazoa, Chordata, Aves, Galliformes, Phasianidae. The record is from RefSeq and is a predicted model, not a curated record.
GAUGGGUCUGAGGGGGAGACUGUCAGACUCGCGUUCUCCUUGUGCAGCAAAAGGUGCUCCCUGCGUGCUGCAGCAUCCCAGGGAGGCAGGGCUGUGGUUCAGCAGUGCCAUCAGCUGUGCUCGCGGUGGGGAGGGCUCUGCUGGGAGCUGCUCAGAGCAUCGCAGGUUGGCAGAGGGAGGACGUGCAGGUCAGGAGGAAAGGAGAGCUGUGCUGUGCAGGGUGAGAGUGGGAGACGCACGAUGAGAGCCAGCCCUGCAAGGAUGUGGUGAGUGGAGAAAGGAAAAUGUUUGUGAAAGCACCACGGAGCGUCUGUAGCCCUCAGAGUGGUGUGGUGCAUACAAUAGGGAAGGCCGAGCAGCAAAAAGUUCUCUGGGAAAAGAAACAUCAACAUCUGUGUUUAAUAUCUGACGAACAGCGGAGCGGCCGGCGUCGGCUCCGUGCUCUGACAGCAGAGGGAGGUGCUUCUCUGGGUACGCUCCAUAUCCAUAGGGGUUCCCGGCCCCUUGAUUGCUUAAUGGGUUUCAUGAUUAACCGGGGUUGUUAGAGUGCUUCUGACGCUGUGUGGAUGGGUGGGUGGUUCAUCUGCUGGUGCUCAGGGACUGCUGCGGUGCGAAGGGGGUUUGUUUGGAGCCAACUUCUGUGUGGGGAGGGUUCCGUGGGGGUAGGAGUGCUGCACUGAGCUCCGUGGGGAGCUGAAUCGUGGGUGGGUUUCAACUCAGUCUUGGUAAGCAAAAAAUGUGCUGAGCUGAACCCGGCCCUGGAAAGCAACCGGUUGGAAACCGCCCUCAGGCCGCUCCUGCUGCCCAUCUCCUCAAUCCCAGCUUGGAAUGGUUGGGGUUUUUUUUUUGUUGUCUGUGACUAUUUCUGAAGUUGUGGAGAUGCCAAUGGUUGCAACAGAGCCCUUCCCAUGGGGCUGAGCUGCACGGCCCCCCCUCGAGAUGCCGUUCCCUGCGCUGUCCUCCAACCUCUCCCGCCCUGGAUGCGUUGCACUCAUGCUGGCACAUCCCCACUCAGAGAUGGCAUCAGAUGUCUCCUCGCUGGGCGCAGCCGUCGGCUCAGGGAACCCCGGGGCUGGAGCUCAAACUGGAGGAGGCAUCGUGCAGAGAGCAGCCAAGAGGCGUCCUGGGCUUGAUUUUGAUGAUGAUGGCGAAGGGAACAGUAAAUUCCUCAGGUGUGAUGACGACCCGAUGCCAAACGAUAAGGAGCGAUUUGCCAGGUCUGAUGAUGAGCAGAGUUCAGCGGAUAAGGAGAGACUUGCCAGGGAGAAUCACAGCGAGAUCGAGCGUAGGCGGAGGAACAAAAUGACUGCCUACAUCACCGAGCUGUCCGACAUGGUGCCCACCUGCAGCGCCCUGGCACGCAAACCAGACAAGCUGACCAUCUUACGCAUGGCCGUGUCCCACAUGAAGUCCCUGCGUGGCACAGGCAACACCUCCACGGAUGGCACCUACAAACCCUCCUUCCUCACCGACCAGGAGCUCAAACACCUGAUCCUGGAGGCAGCUGAUGGCUUUCUGUUCAUCGUGUCCUGUGAGACCGGCAGGGUGGUUUACGUCUCCGACUCCGUGACUCCCGUCCUCAACCAGCCCCAGUCGGAGUGGUUCGGCAGCACGCUGUACGACCAGGUGCACCCAGAUGAUGUGGGCAAGCUGAGGGAGCAGCUCUCCACGUCAGAGAACGCACUGACAGAAGGAACCAAACCCUGGUGCCUUUCUAACAAGGAUCCUGCAGCCCCCCCUGAGAGUGCAUCUAAAGGUCGCAUCCUGGAUUUGAAGACAGGAACUGUGAAGAAGGAGGGGCAGCAGUCCAUGAGGAUGUGCAUGGGCUCACGGAGAUCCUUCAUCUGCCGCAUGAGGUGUGGCAACAGCUCGGUGGAUGCAGUGUCUGUAAAUCGUCUCAGCUUCAUGAGGAAUCGCUGCAGGAACGGCUUAGGUGCGACGAAGGAUGGAGAGCCUCACUACGUGGUGGUGCACUGCACGGGUUACAUCAAGGCCUGGCCCCCUGCAGGUGUUUCACUGCCUGAUGAUGACCCGGAUGCUGGCCAGGGCAGCAAGUUUUGCCUCGUGGCUAUUGGCAGGCUCCAGGUCACCAGCUCGCCCAACUGUACAGACAUGAGCAAUGUUUGUCAGCCAACAGAGUUCAUCUCCCGGCACAACACGGAAGGCAUUUUCACCUUCAUAGACCACCGCUGUGUGGCUACUGUUGGCUACCAGCCACAGGAACUUCUGGGGAAAGACAUUGUGGAUUUCUGCCACCCAGAGGACCAGCAGCUUUUGCGGGACAGCUUUCAGCAGGGCCCAGCCCAGUGCUGCAGAGCUCGGAAUGGAUGUGAUUUGUUUGCCCUGUUGUGGUUACUCUUAUUUCUGAGGGCGCUGGACUUUGUGGCAGGGCAGGUGGUGAAGUUAAAAGGCCAGGUUCUGUCAGUCAUGUUCCGAUUCCGAUCCAAAAACCGGGAAUGGCUCUGGAUGAGAACCAGCUCCUUUACCUUCCAGAACCCCUACUCGGAUGAAAUUGAGUACAUCAUCUGUACCAACACCAACGUCAAGAACUCAAGCCAGGACUCUCGGCCUGCCCUAUCAAACCCAAUGCAGAGGCCCCAGCUGGGGCAGAGUGUCAGCCUUCCCCUGGAGAUGGGCACAGCACAGCUGCCCUCAAGGCAGCAGCAGCAGCCACAACAGACAGAGUUGGAAGUGGUCCCAGGAAGAGAGAGCCUGGCCGGGUACGACCACGCGCAGGUUCCUGUGCAGCCCGUGAGUGCUGCUGGCCCGGAGCACAGCAAACCUCUGGAGAAGGCAGAGAGCCUCUUUAACCAGGAGAGGGACCCGAGGUUUGGGGAGAUCUACGGCAGCAUCAAUGCAGACCAGAACAAAGCCAUUCCUGCCAGCUCAGUGCCUGCCAACCCCACCCUCUUUCCCCAGGGAAACGCUUUCACACCAUCGCGGCCCGCUGAGAACUUCAGGAGCAGCAGCAUGGUGCCUCCAGUGAACAUCAUCCAGCAGCAGCCGGCAGCAGCAGGCCGGAUCCUGGCGCAGAUCUCACGCCACGCCAGCCCGGCUCAGGUCAGCGGGAGCAGUUGGGCUGCCGGGACCCGACCGGCGUUCGCAGCCCAGCAGGUGGCCUCCCAGGCAGUGAAGACUCGGCCUCCUUCGUUCAGCAUGGGGACGUUCCAGGGCACCCCGGCCUCCUUCAGCCCCAUGGCAGCUCCAGGCUCCACAGCUUCCCCCAGCAGUGCCGCGUACCCAAACCUCUCCGGCCGCAGUGCGGGCUUCACCACGGAUGCAGCGCAGACCCCCACCCCGUUCCAACCCCGGGCAGCAGCUGAAGGAGUGGGGAUGUGGCCGCAGUGGCAAGGACAGCACCACAGCACGGCGGCCGGGGAGCAGCACGUGCAGCAGCCCAGCCAGCCUGAGGCCUUCCCAGACAUGCUGACCAUGCUGGGAGACCAAGGCCCCAACUACAACAACGAGGAGUUCCCCGAAUUGAACAUAUUCCCUUCUUUUUCAGAGUAAAACCCGAGAUGGGGGGGGGGGGGGGGGGGGGGGGGGGGGCUGUAAUGUAAACCUCCCCGUGUAAAGGAAAGAAAGAGGCACCCGAGUCUGGCGGUGGUCAAAGACUGCUGAACUCUCUGAACUCUCCUGGAGGCUCAGUGCUGCCCGGGGGUCACUCAGCACCACAGUGCAGUGCUUCCCAUUGCCCGGAGGAUUUGGGACUGAAGGACUGCUGCCCCCCACCCCCCCCUUUGUCCCCCCCCAGACUCACGAGGUGGCUUUUACUGUUUGUAUUUCCAUCUUCUAUACCGUGACUCUUUUCUAUAAAAGCACAAAAGGAC